ACAGUCCACUCUUAGCGGCUCGCUACAAAGUAUGCCGAUUCGAACUUGGAACUUUUGAGUCGUGCUUCCGGUCUGUGCAACGGCUUCCUGUUUCUCCAACGUGCGUGGCUACGGAAUUUUCAGAAUGAUGUACGUUCCUGUGUUGUUCCUGAUGUUCAGCGUGGCGCUCUGUGCUCCCGAACACGUGGCGGGCGACGGCGAGCAUUCGCCCGAGCGUUCGCCCGAGCGUUUGCCGGCGAGCGAGCACAUCCACGAACGAGCAUCGUUGAGUAAGCGGUCGCCGCAAUACGACUUUGGACUCGGCAAGCGAAUGUACAGCUAUGUGUCCGAAUAUAAACGACUGCCUGUCUAUAAUUUCGGCUUGGGCAAAAGAUCACGGCCCUACUCCUUCGGUCUUGGCAAGAGGUCUGCAGACGAGGAUGCGCCGUCUGAUGAUGAGCUGGUCAACAACAUCGACCAGGAAGACUUGACUGAUCUCAUCAACGAGUACGAAGAUCCAGGUUACGAAGAGAAGCGAGCUCGGCCCUACAGUUUCGGACUAGGCAAACGAUUUGACGACGACAUCGAUAUAAGCGAAGAAAAACGCGCUCGCGGCUACGACUUUGGACUUGGCAAGCGCGUCCCGCUCUACAACUUCGGACUGGGCAAGCGAGCGAAGAGCUACAACUUCGGUCUCGGCAAGCGUUUGAGCAAAUUCAACUUCGGACUUGGCAAGCGACAGCGGGACCUGCAUCGGUUCAGCUUCGGACUCGGCAAGCGAUCGGUGGACCUCGGGGAUGAUGAAAACGAUGAUAUUAUAGACGCGUAAACGACGUUGUUUGUUCUUGUACAUUUGUUAAUAGGGGAAAACCGAUCCGUUUGUUAUUUUUUCUAGCUCUUCUUAGUCUUACACAACUGAACUAUAUAUAUUAUUAUUUUAGAUUAAAUUUUAAAACUUGUACUCCGAGAUAACGUUAUGUUAGCAGCUGCAUUAGUUUUCUUGUGAAAAAUCCAGCCAAUUUUCACAAGAAAAUUUACAGAUUUUUUAUCAGUUUACUCAUUAAAAUAUCCAUUUUG
Plutella xylostella (diamondback moth) is the source of this 1056-nucleotide messenger RNA. It is a transcript of the gene AST-A, whose product is annotated as allatostatin A. Gene Ontology annotation, molecular function: neuropeptide hormone activity. The record is from RefSeq and is marked provisional. NCBI's taxonomy places the organism in Eukaryota, Metazoa, Arthropoda, Insecta, Lepidoptera, Plutellidae.